AUGUUCAAGGCUUCAAGUGAUUAUGUAGCCCGGCUCUCCGUGGAUCAUUCGAAAGUGAAGCCGAAGGAAAAGGGAUCGUUGGGUCCCCGGAAACGUACGCCCCAAGGGCCCGACUCCAUAGCUGACAUAGUACCUUUCAUUUUCAGUGUGAAGAUACGUCUUGGGACUAUCCGCCAACUCCGAACUAAAGCUGGUACUGUCGCUGCCAAACCUAUCAAUCAUGCGCACAACCAAAUGGAUGUUUGUGGUGAUGCCCAACUGACGGCGACUCAGUGCGGGAGGACGACGAGCUCUACCUCGCCCAGGAAUAACACCUUUAUGAACACUCGGGACGCCGGCACCUUCUCAACCACUAUCCGUUUCCCGCCUCUCUUCUCUUCAGACUUGGGUCCGCCUGUGCUGUUAUACCCUUCUCCUACUCUCACGGCGCGUAUGCAUUACGGCGAAGAUCUCAGUCUUUCGUAUCCUCAUUCUUACGACUCCUACGACCCGAUUAAUAUUCUCAAGAUAACGAUGCGUUCCUCAACCGAGGUUGAGAUUCCGCUUGAUGAGUUAUUGAGAGGGAUGGAUGAGUUAUUGGGAGAGAUGGAUGGGUUUGACGGUAUGGGAGGUAUGGAGGGCUUGGACGGCGGAGACGACAUGGAUGGCCUCCUUAAUCAUUUGCACCUGUUGUUCAACCAAUUUACUCAAACUACGACAACGGCGUCGUCGUCGACUCCCCCGUUGUUCGGUACCACCUCCUUAGUUCCACCGUCCAAAAACCCCAACGCGAACGAUUUCGAUGGGGAAGAUGAAAGCCAAGACGUAGAGAUGUUCGAUCAUUCCUCUUCCGCUUAUCACCCCUUGAUCUUUGACGACAAUCCCAAUAACGAACAUAUCUCUUCGUUUGAUUGUGACCUCAACUCUGCUGAACCUAUCCAAGUUCCCAUCCCAACUGUAUCCGGAGACUCGUUGCGUGUGCUGUUUGGGGACUCUCCCAGUGGUCGUUUAUCAACUCCAUUCGAGGAGGCUCUGAGUUUCAGUGGCCAGCAAGGUCGUUUGAGUCGGCUUAGCAGUCCCACUAGCCGCAGUAGCCAUCACACCCAUCUUUCCAACCACAAAGAUGACGCAGAGUUCAGUGUGGACGUCGAUGUUGAAUCGGACAACUCAGACUCCAAGUCCAACUCUAGCGAGUCUGUCGAGUUGAUGAUGUCUUCCCCGACCACGAUGACGUUAAGCAGUGCUCAACACAGUACUGAGUUCGUUUAUUCCGGUGCUGGCUCCAGCAAGUCUCUCAGCCAGAGGAGGUCUACAACCACUCGUCCUUCCUCUCCUACUGGAGGGGGAGGAGUUGCUGGUGGUGGUCUUUCUGUCUCUAGUAAACCCAGGGCUUCAUCUAGACCACACAACCGGCCUACACCUUGGGCGAACGCACGAGCUAUGCCGAGACCUUCUGCCCGUCAGACUGCGAGAGCUGGUGCCUGCGCUUACGGUGUGAACGUCUUCGAGUGGAGUGUCGACGAGAUCAGGUUUGCCGAGUGCGACUGCACGUCCGAGUUCGCUUGUUCCGUCGAUUUGAAGGAUCUGGUGGCAAGGAUGGAGAAACUGGAGAGGGAAACCCAUGAACUGGAGGCGAAGAACAGGGACCUUGAGAACAGGGUGGACAGAAUGGCACACGUGGGGAGGCAAGAAGAGGAAGCGCAGGUGGAGAGAAUGUCAGAAAGGGCGAGGGAAGUUACUGGCUAUGGCGCACACCAAAAGAGGAUGGGAGAAGAGGAAACAGUGUACGAUAGCCGAAGUGGGAAGGUUCCGCGCGGGAACUACGCGGAAUCAGUCCAUGAUAUGGGCGGCAGGGGUAAUGGUCACAGGGACUUCCGACAGAACGAAUCUCACACUCGCGGGAGUUAUCAGCAUAAUCGAGCUUACGGCAUGCCGCCGCCACGUCUCGGCCAGCCAGCACCGACUGCCCCUGCAAAGGAUAAGCAGGACCUGAGGUUAGCUAUUGGAGUGUUUCGAGGCCAAUAUGCCACUGCCACUGUGGGUGAACAGAUCGCCCUCAUUGCGCAAACUGUUCCGAGGAGCUUCAUCCCCAGCGAUGCCAGGAGAGAUGACUACCGAUUUGGGUUACUGGUAAUGACAUUCAGGUCCUACAAUGACAGGGAUGCUUUUACGCAAGAGUGGAGCGCACACUAUAAGAAUUCAUUGCUGGAGUGGGAAGGAUUGAAGCUCCGGGGUAUUGGGGAAGAUUUCUAG
Molecule: messenger RNA, 2232 nt
Organism: Lentinula edodes (shiitake mushroom)
Lineage: Eukaryota; Fungi; Basidiomycota; Agaricomycetes; Agaricales; Omphalotaceae
Exons: 7
Coding region: 1-2232 (743 amino acids)
Source: RefSeq, a predicted model, not a curated record